Messenger RNA from Nymphalis io (European peacock), 1635 nucleotides. Its product is annotated as aldehyde dehydrogenase X, mitochondrial-like. Gene Ontology annotation, molecular function: aldehyde dehydrogenase (NAD+) activity. The coding region runs from base 118 to 1584 and encodes 488 amino acids. NCBI's taxonomy places the organism in Eukaryota, Metazoa, Arthropoda, Insecta, Lepidoptera, Nymphalidae. The transcript is spliced from 11 exons. The record is from RefSeq and is a predicted model, not a curated record.
AUUUUAGUGCGGCAGAAACGAACAUACCCACAUAUUUCAUACGUAUUGUACAUCGCUGACAACGAAAGAAAACGGUCGUGUGCGCUGUGUAUUUAACUAUAAAUUAUUUAAAUAAAAAUGGUUAAGGUUGAUAUUAAGUACACUAAGUUGUUUAUCAACAACGAGUGGGUCGAUGCCGUCAGCAAGAAAACAUUUCCUACCAUCAAUCCUCAAGAUGAAACCAUCAUCACUCAAGUCGCUGAAGGAGAUAAGGCUGAUGUAGACAUCGCAGUAGAAGCUGCAGUGAAGGCAUUCCAUCGUUAUUCAGAAUGGAGGCUACUCGAUGCAUCUCAACGCGGCAGAAUGCUCCACAAGUUGGCAGAUCUCAUUGAAAGAGAUGUCAAGUACUUGGGAGAACUCGAGACUUUAGAUUGCGGUAAACCAGUAUCGCAGGCAACAAAUGAAGCUGCUUGGUCGACCCAAAUCAUCAGAUAUUAUGCCGGAAAAGCUGACAAAAUCUUGGGUAGCACUAUCCCUGCAGAUGGUGAAGUUCUUUCCAUGACCUUAAAGGAACCAGUAGGCGUUUGUGGUCAAAUCUUGCCAUGGAACUAUCCCAUUCCCAUGUUUGUUUGGAAAAUCGCACCUGCGUUAGCUGCUGGAUGUACGCUUGUCAUUAAGCCAGCGGAGCAAACUCCUCUCACUGCACUUGCUUUAGCUGCUUUAAUUAAAGAAGCUGGAUUCCCCCCGGGUGUGGUGAACGUUAUUACUGGAUAUGGACCCACUGCUGGUGCGGCGCUCACCAACCACCCUAAAGUAGACAAAAUGGCCUUUACGGGAUCAACUGAAAUUGGACGCGUUAUUAUGAGUGGCGCCUCUGCAGUUAAUCUAAAACGCGUCACUCUAGAACUGGGUGGAAAAAGUCCUCUAGUCAUUUUCAACGAUGCCGAUGUCGAAAAGGCAGCACAAAUCGCUCAUCGAGCUGCCUUCGCAAACGCUGGCCAAUGCUGCGUUGCUGGCACUAGGACUUAUGUCCAGUCUGGUAUCUAUGACGCUUUUAUUGCAAAAGCCGCUGAAAUCGCUAAAAACAGGACUGUUGGUAAUCCCUAUGAAGACGUCCAACAAGGACCUCAGAUUGACCAAGACAUGUUCACAAAAGUCAUGGGAUACAUCCAAGCAGGCAAGAAAGAAGGUGCACGCUGCAUUGCUGGUGGAGACCGACAUGGAAAAAUUGGAUUCUUUAUUCAACCCACCGUAUUUGCUGAUGUUAAGGAUGACAUGAAAAUUGCAAGAGAAGAGAUCUUCGGACCCGUACAGAGUAUCCUCAAGUUUGAGACAUUCGACGAAGUAAUCGAUCGCGCAAACAACUCCAACUACGGUCUCGGUUCCGGUGUCAUUACUAACGACAUCACAACCGCAAUGGCAUUCGUUAAACAUAUCCGUACAGGAACUGUUUGGGUGAACACAUACGAACUUGUCGCACCCCAAACUCCAUUCGGAGGAUUCAAGGAAUCUGGUAUUGGCCGUGAAUUGGGCGAGGAAGGGAUCCAGCAAUAUUUAGAGACCAAGACUGUUACGAUCAACCUGCCAAAGAAACCGCAAAUGUAAUUCUAAAAUGAUAAGAAACCAAAUAAAACAAUAAACUUUAUUCAGCGCCUA